AUGUCCGCGCCAGCAUUCUCCUCCCAUUAUGCUCAUGCAGCUGGGGCAGCCAACUCCCCUUUGCGACGACAGCGCGACGCGGAGGACGACCUCGAAGAUGAGGAGCACCGUCGGCUGACAGAAGCGAGCAUCAACGCUUUCCUGGAGGAAGAAAACGUGCCGGCGAGCAGCAGAAUCACUAUGGAAGACAUCACGACGGCGCUUGUGCUGCUGAGCAACUCGGUAGCCACGGCGUCGGCUAGUUUUGUGGCCAAGGUCGCCCUGCUUCGGCUAGACUGCUUAGCAGCUGUGGAGGGGGAACUGCGAACGGAAGUGGCUCACUCCAGCUUACCGAAGGCGAGUGUCACUGCUGAUGAAUCCCCGUUGCAGCGUCCAGCCCGUAUGAGCGUCUUUGGGUGGCUGCGCCACAUCUACAAGGAAGAGGGCAGCGCAUCUGGCUUCUUACGUGGCGGUAAAGCAGAGCUCGGCUUUGUGCUAGCGACCUUUGUUGAGGAGGCUCUGCUUGUUGCCGCCCUGCGUAGCCUGAUGAAGCGCCUUGGCCCGUUGAUGCUCAGCAAAAGCGGUCGAGCUGGUGGUGCGGCGGCGUCGUGGUGGAUGAGACUAUCGCUGACAGUGGCACCCACGCUCGUCCUGAGUCUUCUCUCGUGGCCGCUGCGCACGGUGCGGACGACGAUUCGAGUAAACUACAUGGCGGACACGACCCUACCUGUCUGCCAACCUUCCCGGCAGUCCUCACAACAACAGGAAGAGAGGCAGCAGCGACGACCAUACCGCUACGCGAGCGCUACUGAAGUGUGGAAAUGCGUCCUCCCUCAGAUGGGAAUUCGCAGCCUUCUCAUGAACGGACUUGAUGUCGAUCUCGCUAACCGCGUCUUGUCACUUGGACUCGCGUGGACAGUGGUGCAGCCGGCGUCGCGGUGGAUGCGGUAUGCAGCGGUGAUGAACGCUUCGACCGCCGGCGCAGCGUCCGUGCGGUCGGUGCUACUGCGUCUUAGGAAGAACCGCCUCUUUGCUUGGGGGUUACUGCUGGCGGUUGCCGGAUUGGUCAACGCCCUGCAGCGUCCGUUUGUCGUUCUUCGGCAGCGCAUGGCGUUGCUGCCCGCCGUAGAUGCAGAGAAUGUGGGCAAUGACAGCGAUGCCCAGUUUCAGACUUCCACCACUGUGCGCCGUGGGUGCCGCUAUGCAACCGGCUGGGACUGCGCCGUGCAGGUAUGGCGUCGCGAAGGAGUGGCCGGCUUGUUCGCUGGGUUGCCGCUCUGCCUGCUCACGAGCUCGGUGGUGCCGCUGCUACGAACCUUCGCUGGCUACCCAGCCAUCCCAUCCUUCUCUGGUGCUGUGGUGUAG
Leishmania braziliensis MHOM/BR/75/M2904 is the source of this 1344-nucleotide messenger RNA. RefSeq lists its product as hypothetical. Bases 1 to 1344 code for a protein of 447 amino acids. Lineage: Eukaryota; Euglenozoa; Kinetoplastea; Trypanosomatida; Trypanosomatidae. The transcript has a single exon. The record is from RefSeq and is a predicted model, not a curated record.